Cladophialophora psammophila CBS 110553 is the source of this 1008-nucleotide messenger RNA. RefSeq lists its product as uncharacterized. The transcript has 5 exons. Lineage: Eukaryota; Fungi; Ascomycota; Eurotiomycetes; Chaetothyriales; Herpotrichiellaceae. Bases 1 to 1008 code for a protein of 335 amino acids. Gene Ontology annotation, molecular function: hydrolase activity. The record is from RefSeq and is a predicted model, not a curated record.
AUGUCGAGCCUCAAGUAUACUUGGCUCUCUGAAGCGGAUCCUGUUUGGAUCCCUUUAAAGCAAGCAUGCGACGAACAAUUUGACGGGUUCUACGCUUUACCAAUAGAAAAACAGCACGAGACUUGGGUGAAUUAUCCCCAUCCUGUCCCGGAGGGUACGCCAAUGGACUUGGAAGUAUCCUUUGAACAGGUCCCGGUGAGAGAUGGAGCGAAAGUGGGGAUCAAGAUCUACCGGAACACCGAAAAGCUGAAGGCGAUGGGCAAAGUCAAAGCACCCCUUGUCCUAGUAGCUCAUGGAGGUGGUUGGGUUCUUGGAAACCAUGAUGUCGAGGAAGGCGUUUGUCGUUGGAUUGCAAAGGAGACCGGCGCAGUCGUUGUAGAUGUCGAUUACAGACUGGCUCCCGCAUAUCGAUUUCCGUACGCAAUUAACGACUUCUACGAUGGGUUUAAAUGGUGCAAGGACAAUGCAACUACUCUCGGAAUCGAUCCUUCGCUUAUUGUGUCUAAUGGCAGCUCUGCUGGAGCCAACCUGGCUGCUGUUCUUCCGAUAAUGGCAAAAGAUCACAAUGAGGAAGGGAUCGUUGGCCAAGUACUGAAUGGCCCAGUUGUGUGUCAUCCGAGAUUCUUUCCAAAGGAUAAAUACGAAUACACAAGUUGGGAACAGAACAAAAAAGCCUCUAUCCUUGGUAAAGACCAUAUGCUACGAUGCUGGGAUACCUACUACCCUAAUACGGGCCCUGAUGUCUACGCAAACCCAUUCUUGGUUGAAACAAUGGAAGGUCUGCCUCCUGCUUUAAUACAGAUAACCGGUAUGGACCCUCUUAGAGACGAGGCAUUUGCCUACGCAGACAGAUUGAAGGAAGCUGGCGUUCCAGUUGAGGUUGCAACCUACCCUGGGCUACCUCAUGGCUUCUACACCUUCCCGCAACUCGAGGCAUCAACGCGAUAUUUCAAGAAGGCUGCAUCGUGGAUUAAAGAACUUCUGGCCAAGAAAGGAUGGGAGUCAUAG